Messenger RNA from Baudoinia panamericana UAMH 10762, 1881 nucleotides. RefSeq lists its product as uncharacterized. The transcript is spliced from 2 exons. The record is from RefSeq and is a predicted model, not a curated record. The coding region runs from base 1 to 1881 and encodes 626 amino acids. Lineage: Eukaryota; Fungi; Ascomycota; Dothideomycetes; Mycosphaerellales; Teratosphaeriaceae.
AUGGCACGCACGUCCUGGUUCGUCGGGUCUGAGAAGCGGAGAGUCAAGAAGUUACGGAAGCGAAUAGCGAGAAGCUCGAAGGCUACCAUCGUUAAUUCCGCUGAAGAAGCUGAUGACGAUGUUUACGCAGGUAUUGGCGCGACCUUCAUUGACCCGGACAAAGAGCGAGAUGUCCUGCCAGCACUUCCGAGUAAGAUUACAUUCCCGGACUACGCAACCUUUAAUGGCCCAGGAUCCAAGGCUACCGCGCCACUGCCACCUUUGCAGACGUUGUUCGCCAGAGUGAACAAGUCUUCAGAUGUCACGGGGCAGCAUAUCGACGCGCUCAAUGUAGACAUCUGUUUACCAUGUCCACUCAUUGAGCUUUUCCCGCAGCCAGAUGGCAAGUCUUACCUGCCACCAGUCGGACCUCUUCAAGACUCUGGAGAGGCUUACUAUGCCGAUCUGCAACCGGGCCAUCCCCUGGCUAUAAAAGCGAAGAAGCGCAAAGACUUUGCAGAACGCCUUGCCGAGCUGGAGGUCGACAAUGACACGGGCUACCGCACCAUCACUCGUUCCACCAAAGACGGUAUCAAACGGCCCAGGCUUGCGCACAUGCGGAAGUUCUGGGCCGGGCUGGAGACUAUGAGCCACUAUUGGGAUUGCACUCUUGACCAGUACUAUGAACUACCCCAACUGAAUGAGCUCGAGUACAAAGCAAAGCGGCAGCGCCUUGACAGUCCUGUAGACGUGGCGACCCAUACCAAUCGAGACCCAUCGCUCGAGGCGGCUUCGCAGAUCAAUAGACUAAUUCCUGACGUUGCUGCUGGCGUAGAAGGCAAUAUGGGCUGUGAAGCUGCACCUGGCGCAAAGCACGGCUCAGAUGAUCGAGUAACGCCCAGCCACAGCGGCUCGCCAACCGCUAAAGCCUAUUUUGCAUCGAGGAAGCGAUACAAAGGUCGCCGCACAAAGACUGGCAAGGAAAUGCCAGACCAAUUCCGUACCAAUACCGUCAAAGCUUUCGUAGAGGGCUCGAUUUGGCCAUUCCAUUACUCACUCUCCGUUCCUCGUGUGGCGCCAAUAGUCCAGUUUGGGAAGCUGAAUGUGCCAGUUAAACAAACAGCGGCGAUCUACCGUCUUCCAACCGAGAAGGCCAAGGCUCGGUCUGGGAGGUUGGAAGGGCCGGUCGUUGCGGUGCAAGCUAGAGCUGGUAUUGAGCUUCCCGAGAGCCCUCACAUGACCGACGAAGCCAGAGGCAGGCUUGACGUGAUGCGUGAGAUUGGCGGACUGCUCCAGAUCGCGCAGGAGCGACGCCAUGAAGGGAAGACGGAAGUCAAGCCGGGCGAGGGCAAGUGGUACACCACGACACCUAGAUGGGGCGGCGGUCCGGGUGCCGAGACGGAAGCCGGAGAUCGCAACGAAGAAGUCGUGCAGGUAGCGGAAGAGGUACUGAGUAGCAUCAGGGCACCUAAGGACAAACAUAAUAGCAGGCCUCGAAGAAAGACAAACGAAAUGCUUUGGCAGGAGCUCAGGUGUGGUAGCGGUCUUUGGGAUCCUAAGACCGACUACAUCGCCAUUGGCAAGGAUGUCGGUACGCCAUAUGACGAGAUCUUCAUGGUGUCGUCACUGUACCAUCACAUAUCUAUCGUCAAGCUCACUACACACGAUGCGUACACCGACUACCUUAUCACUGGGCAAACGCCUGACCCAUUGCCGACGGAUAGCUCGUGGUGCAGACCGAAGCUGCAGCGCUCGGAGUGGUUUGAUCUCUUCGAUAUCAAGCAGCGGGUAGAGGCUUUCCGGGGGCUUUGGGCAGUCAUGGCGUACUUGACGCGGGAGACGGCGUCGGCGACGGCCCAGCAGCAUCCAGGAGCGGAUACUGACAUGGCAGGGACAUCGUAA